ACAUCUCACCCCACCCACCAAUCCUCCAAUCACAAAUUUACACUCUCAAGUCUCAACAAACUCUCUCUCUCUCUCUCUCACAAAGUUCACUUUUUUCCUUCAAAAAUGGAGUUGGGUUUAGUCACAAAAGACACAACCUGGUGGGUUUUCACACUACCAGCUUUCCUUGGCUCCAAAACCCUUCUUGAUGGGUAUGUUUUGGUUGCGACCCUUAUGGCCUUUGUGUCUCUCUCUCUUCUCACUUGGGCUUUUGCCAGUGGUGGAAUUGCAUGGAAAAAUGGUAGGAACCAAAAAGGUCCAGUUCCAAUCUCUGGGCCUAGAGGCUUACCUUUAUUCGGUAGCCUAUUCACUCUAAGCCGUGGCUUAGCUCACCGUUCCUUGGCCGCCAUGGCUUGGAGCAGAGCCACUACCACUCAGCUCAUGGCUUUUAGCCUCGGCUCCACUCCAGUUGUUGUGGCUUCAGACCCUUUCACUGCCAAAGAAAUCUUAACCUCUCCCAACUUCGCUGACAGACCCAUCAAACAGUCGGCUAAGAGCCUCAUGUUUAGCCGAGCCAUCGGCUUCGCUCCAAACGGCACUUACUGGCGCCUCUUGAGAAAAAUCGCUUCCUCACACCUCUUCGCACCCCGGCGAAUCUUAGCCCACGAACCUAAACGCCAGCUAGAGUGCGCCGCCAUGUUGAGCAACAUAGGAACCGAGCAGAAACUCAGCGGCACCGUUUUGCUGCGUAAGCACCUCCAAGCCGCCUCGUUGAACAACAUCAUGGGAAGCGUGUUCGGCAAGAGAUACGACACGGAAACGGCGCAAGAUAGCAAAGAACUGGACGAGCUCAAAGACAUGGUUCAGGAAGGGUUUGAGCUUUUGGGUGCUUUCAACUGGUCUGAUUACCUUCCAUGGCUGAGUUAUUUCUAUGACCCAUUUCGUAUAAAGGAACGCUGUUCUAAACUCGUUCCCCGAGUCAGGAAACUCGUCCGAGACAUCAUUAAGGAACACCGCGCCGCUGGGCCUAGAAGUCUCUCCGAUAACGCUGAUUUCGUUGAUGUUUUGCUCUCUUUGGAUGGUGAAGAGAAGCUUCAAGAGGAUGACAUGGUUGCUGUAUUAUGGGAAAUGAUAUUUAGAGGGACUGACACAACGGCGUUGUUAACUGAGUGGGUAAUGGCCGAGUUGAUAUUACACCCAGAAGUGCAAGAAAAGCUUUAUAAGGAGAUUGACAACGCGGUGGGGAAUAAAGCGGUGACAGAUGCUGACGUGGCGGGACUACCAUAUUUACAAUCCGUGGUGAAAGAGACUCUCCGGGUUCACCCACCCGGCCCAUUGCUCUCAUGGGCCCGAUUGUCCACGUCGGAUGUCCAGCUCAGCAACGGGAUGCUGAUUCCCGCCAAAACAACGGCGAUGGUGAACAUGUGGGCCAUCACGCAUGACCCGAAAGUGUGGGAGGACCCACUUGAGUUCAAGCCCGAGAGGUUUAUGGAGGCUGACGUGGACGUGAGGGGCUGUGAUCUGAGGCUUGCACCCUUUGGAGCUGGCCGUAGGGUUUGCCCAGGCAAGAACCUUGGGUUAGUCACUGUGAACCUUUGGGUGGCUAAGCUGGUCCAAGGUUUCACUUGGGUUCAAGAUGGGUCCAACCCAGUUGAUCUCAGUGAGGUUCUGAAACUGUCUUGUGAGAUGAAGUACCCUCUACAUGCUAUUGCUGUGCCAAGGACUAGUAGUAAUAUUUCUAUCUAGGUUUUUUUCUUUUAGGGUAUGAUGUAUAAUUAGUAUUAUUAACUGCUGACUCUGGGUUUGAUUAGCCAGUAUUAAGAGUAAUCCUUAAUAGACUAUGGUUCAGUUAUCAAACCUGUUUGAUAUGUGCUUGAUGAAUAAUUUUAUAUUAGAUAAUAUUUCAGUUUUGUUUUUUU
This is a messenger RNA of Quercus lobata, 1898 nucleotides long. RefSeq names its product cytochrome P450 78A7-like. Gene Ontology annotation, molecular function: oxidoreductase activity, acting on paired donors, with incorporation or reduction of molecular oxygen; heme binding; monooxygenase activity. NCBI's taxonomy places the organism in Eukaryota, Viridiplantae, Streptophyta, Magnoliopsida, Fagales, Fagaceae. The record is from RefSeq and is a predicted model, not a curated record. The transcript is spliced from 2 exons. The coding region runs from base 106 to 1725 and encodes 539 amino acids.